AUGAAGGAUGCACUUAGACAACCUGCUACUCCUGAUAGCGUUGACUUUAUCAAUAACCUCAUGCUCGAGAUACAACAGAAUAGAGAUAGGUUACAAGCUCGUGCCGAAGAGUUAGUUGAGAAUGGUCAGUUUGGCAGUACUGAUCGGAUAUUUGAAGUACUAGAACAGGUAAGUCAAAUGGAAUCCCGUUUUGAUAAUUGGACUCGGAGUAUUACACAACGAGACCAACAAGAAGAUGCUAGGAAUAGGCAAUUUGGAAGAGGGAAUAGUCGAUUCAAUACUCGAGAUGGAGGGAAUACCACGGCAGCAAGCAUGAGAGACCCAUUAGCUACUAUACCAUCCUUUGGAUUCAAUGAGGAGACACAACGGCUCAAUGAUGCUACUGAUGAUGAUGAGGAGCCUGAUGAGGAUAAUGAUAACGCAUAUGAGGACUAUGGAUUCAAAGCACUCGAACCCGUACCAACACUAGCUCUGCCUGGUGUUGCUGGCCGCUCUAGACAGUCUGACAAGGUAUCAUCGAGGGGUAACCAUGGUGGCAGUAGUAAGGCUCGACGACCCGAGUCGAAAGCUCACAAGAAGAAAAUACGCUCAGCUCGGCGUACCUCACCCCGUGAGGAGAAGGAGGAGGAGGAGGAAUCGUCGCCCUUCGGUACGGUGUUGGAAACUACUGAUAAACUACCACGGCAACAUCCAACAACAGAUGACCAUCACCUUGCAUGGGAUUGGGACAAUGCUUUCGGCAAUCCUAAUGAAGAUGCCUUCCAAGUCGGCUUUCCAGACCUGACCAUGGCUGGUACACAAAAGGCGAGUUUUGGUCAAACUAAUGGGGCGGCGCCCAAACAGAAGAAGGAAGCAGGCUUCGACCCAAGCCUCCAACGUGGCAUCAAUGAUAAUGAUGCAGCCUUUGGUGGUGGGACAUCAGGCUAUCAGAAGGGUGUAUGUACUGCCUCGUAUUCGGCGGCCCGUAUGCGUAUUGAUAUUGGAUGGGAUAGUGGUGCAUCGGAUAUGUUCGGUUCCGAUAAGAAGACUGCUCGUGCCAAUCUAGAAGGGUUGUUCAUUGACGCUGUUGCCAAGGCCUUGAAGAUUGAUCCAUCGAGAGUGAGAGUCAACAACGUAGUAUUAUGA
Messenger RNA from Perkinsus marinus ATCC 50983, 1125 nucleotides. RefSeq lists its product as hypothetical. NCBI's taxonomy places the organism in Eukaryota, Perkinsozoa, Perkinsida, Perkinsidae. The record is from RefSeq and is a predicted model, not a curated record. The coding region runs from base 1 to 1125 and encodes 374 amino acids. The transcript is spliced from 9 exons.